This is a messenger RNA of Seminavis robusta, 2414 nucleotides long. NCBI's taxonomy places the organism in Eukaryota, Bacillariophyta, Bacillariophyceae, Naviculales, Naviculaceae. The record is from the annotation of a GenBank genome assembly.
GCACCGCCAAGAUUCUCAUCCAACGGACAUUGUGCCAUCGUGCCACCUGUCUCAAUUGGCAUCAGUUGUUUUUCUCCUUUGAUCUGCUGCUAUUAUUAUAUUAACACUCUCCAGAUAUAAGAUGAAGCGACCACCCUCUACAAGCAAUAAUACAAGCAGCAGCAGUAGUAUGCCGCGACUGAUACGCAUUAUUCGCCUUGGUUUGGUGGCAUUUGGCAUUGGAAUGAUGAGUGGGACCUUUCGCAAAGUGACCAAGAUGGAUCUGCAAAGUUACACGAAUACGAAUGCGGGCAGCAUUAGCAGUCAGAGUGAUCAAUUACUAUCAGAGGAUGAUAAAAACAGUGGAAGCAUGGAAGUGUCGGGGGAAACUAAUAGGGCUUUGACGACCACAAAAACUGCACAACAACAGACACAAUCAUCAGAUACCGAUACAACAGCCGUUUCAUCAUCCCUAGUGGCACCACUUGAGCCUGAAGAAGAAAAGGCUUCAGAAUCGGAGGCUGCCGUUGAGCCUGAUGAGAAAACUUUAGACACAGCUGAAGAUUCUACUCCAGAAGAGACAAACAAAGCUGAAGAAAUUCCAAAAAAGACCAAUCAAAUUUUAGCUAAAGAUUCGACGACUGCAGAAGAGGCAGCUGAGACCGAAGGAACUGAAACUGAAGAAACACGGGUAGACGAAUCGCUGGAAGAAGAAACAGCUGAAGCUGAAGCUGAGGAAACAACCCCUGGAACUGAAGGAAAUACAACUGAUGCUGCAGCUGAUGGAACAACAACAACCGAAACAGGAGAAACAACAACAACGGAAGAGACUGCUGAAUCAGAAGCUGACGAACAAAACGAUGACUCUGAAUCUGAUCCAGCAGGAGGCACUGGAGAAGAGUCAGAUAUCAUCCCUGGAAAUACGACUUUGGAAGAAAUAGUUGGAGACAUGGAGGACACACCCACUUACGAAGCAGAAGCAGAUCAGACUGAAGGAACCUCUGAAGAAGGAGCAGAUCAACCUAAACCAUCCAAAAAUGAAACAGAAACAGAAUCCCAAGGAGAUCAACCUCAAGACACAGAAUCUGAAGGAGGGGAACAGGAGGACACGACAGCUAAGGAUCGACCUGCAGAAGCUGAAUCAGAUCAAGGUGGGGAUCAGGAUAAACCAAUCAGCACCUCAGAGGAAGCAACUAAACCAGUUCUGGAUUCAGCUCCAGCUACAACAACAACCCACACGACAACUUUGUCCAAGCCAGCUUCCAACCAUACUAUUACGGCUCCUUCAUCAAUGACUACCAGACCUGUGGGUAUGGGCGCCUGCUUGUUGAUCAAAGACGACAAUCACUGGGUUAUUGAAUGGUUGGCCUUUCAUUGGUUUGUCAUCCCACUUCGAUACCUCGUCGUUGUCAUUGAUCCUUCCUCUGUCACAUCUCCUCUCCAAAUUCUCGACCGGUGGAAGGACCUUAUGGAAAUUGAAAUUUGGCAUGACAAAGACUUUAUCAACGAACAAAAAAUCACCAAACAGACACGAGAUAUCUACAAACAGAAUACACAGCUCAUGAAACAUCGGCAUCGACAAGCCACAUUCUACAACAAGUUUCUGCGACAUGUACACAGACACAAAAAACUCAUGAAAAUUCCAUGGGUCUUUCUUACCGAUACCGAUGAAUUCCUGUCACUUAAUUAUCCAUACUUGUCAGGAGAACAAACGUCAUCCUUUAAAUUUCCGACCACGCCCGAGCUACAAGACAUGGCACGCCAGUUUCCCAUUACCGAACGAGGAUCUGUGCUCCGAUUUCUGGCCCAUCAUCAAAGCGUCACGAAAAAGACUGAAAAAUGUCUUUACGUGCAACGAUAUCAAGUUGGAAGUCAACAAGCCAAUGCAUCGUUGGUCGAACGAUAUCUUCCCUACGACAACACGACAUCCUCACAAUCGCAACAACUACUCAAUCCACACAACAUGCUCACACAAAAUUUCCUCUAUCGAACGCCGAAACACAUCAAAUUCGGCAAAAACGUACUACACUUGACAGCCAUUGAUCGAAUUGCCAAGGAACCCUCCAAUGUCCACAAAGUUAGUAGUCGCCAUUGCGUUGGAGUGGCCGGUGCCGAUGGACUUGCAUCGACGAGCUAUCUCAAAAUCAAUCAUUACGUGGGCACGCCGGAACAGUAUCUGUUUCGACAAGAUCCUCGAUCCCGUACCAAUAUCCACGGCGGACAAGCCAAUCGACCACAGAAAGGCAUCAAAGAAAACAAAGGCGACCAACGCAAUCUGGAGCGAUUCAAUUUGCUCAACGUAGGGACGACGCAUUUUUCGUCGGAUAUGCAAGGAUGGGUUCAAGGAUUCAUCCAAGAAGUGGGAUUGGCCAAAGCACAAGAGCUACUCGCGGGUGUCGGAGAGUUGGGUGUAGAGUAGAGUAGGAAUACAAUAG